Messenger RNA from Momordica charantia (bitter melon), 507 nucleotides. The record is from RefSeq and is a predicted model, not a curated record. NCBI's taxonomy places the organism in Eukaryota, Viridiplantae, Streptophyta, Magnoliopsida, Cucurbitales, Cucurbitaceae.
AUGAUAGCUUUGGCAACAACAACAUCAGGUGUAUCGGCAUCACUUUUACCUGGGGGUCGAACAGCACAUUCUAGAUUCAAUAUUCCUUUGCAAGCUACUGAUUCAACGAUGUGCAAUAUAUCAAAACAAAGUGUUAGAUUAGAACUACUCCAGAAAGCAAGACUUAUAAUAUGGGAUGAGGCACCUAUGGCAAAAAGAUAUACAAUUGAAUCUCUGGAUCGAUCAUUCAGAGAUAUAAUGGAUUGUCCUCAACCAUUUGGAGGAAAGAUAAUUAUUUUUGGAGGAGAUUUUCGUCAAGUACUUCCAGUACUUCCAAAAGGGACAAGACAACAAACUGUUGCAAUUGGAGAGGUUACAACUUUCAAAAGCUUUGACGAGGCAAUGGACGAUACAAAUGCUUACUACCAGGAAGAAUUUUUAAAUUCUUUACUACCAAAUGGAAUACCUCCGCACAAACUUACAUUAAAGGUUAAUUGUCCUAUUAUGUUAUUGAGAAAUUUAGACUGA